CCUGAGCCCGCCUCCACCAACAAGUGGCAGCUGGACAGCUGGUUGAAUAAGGUCCAAACCCAGACCAAACCCCUGGUUCCUGCACAACCAGAGCACAAUGACACAGGCUCUGUCAGCCAGGAUCAGCAGACUUUCUCUCCAGGGACUGAAGCACCAGGAGUUGGGGCAGCUGCCAAGACCAAACCCUGUGGGUCCAGCGGUACACCUGAUCCAGCUGUACCUGCAGGAGAGCUCAAAGACACGAGGACAACCUUGUGCUCAGGUAGAGAGAAAGCCAAAGUCAAGCUCAGCCAGAAGACCUCUGGGGAGGGUCAGAGGUCAAAGACGAGGCUGUCACCAGGCCUGCUGUCGGGGCAGGAGGUCACGACCCCGAGGAGGAGCACCACUGGGAAAAAACAGCCUCGACGGGCGGAGAGGUCGAACAGUGGGGAGGAAAAUUCGACCCAAACAUGGAGUCGAACAAACCAACACAGCCCUGCAGUCAGAGACAAGGAGCUGCCGCCGCCCCCUCCCCCAGACCACCAGAACCCCCUGAGGCCACGGAGCAAACCUGUCAGCGGGAAGACCGCCCCGAGGAAAGAACCUCGCAGUGCCACCAGCUCCAACACCACAGCCACCCCUACAGCAGCGGCAGUGCAGCAGCAAACCCCAGCACCGCUUCCUGCUGUCAGCCUGAACCAGGACAAGAGGAAACACAGAGGCCCCAGCACUAGAAUCACACCAAAGUCCAGAGAAUUCAUUGAAACAGAUUCCUCGUCUUCCUCGUCAGAAUGCCAGUCGGACGCUGAGGAGGCUGUGAAAAUUCCCUCUCUUCCACCACAGAUGACACGCGCCGCCGUCGACACGCAGACUUUGUCCAGCACACACACACCUCUCGUCCCAUGCCUUGGCUCUGUGGGAAGUGUGGGGACGUUUGCAGGAACAGGACUUCUAGUGAAAGAUGGGACGACUGGUAACAGCGGCAGCAGGAACAGUAACUCCCUGAGCAUUAGCAACGUUAGCGCUUCGUUUGGAAACUCUGUUCCUGAUCCUGGGGGGUCAGGAGGUCAGAGCAAAAAUGUAGAGUCUAUGUCGCCUCCUGCCAACGUGGGCCACGAGGUCCCUGUCUCCCCCCUGAGAGACUACCACGAGGUCCAGAGUCUGUGGGUGAAAAUUGAUCUGAGCUUCCUCAGCAGGGUACCUGGACAGGGUGCCGGGGAGAGAGCCGGGGACGAGAACAGAUUGGAGAGGCAGAAACCUACAAAAGGGGAGAGACAGGAGGAAGAUAAUGAGCAAUUAGUGAAGGACAGAGAAAGGCAAGGUGACAGAGACAGAUUAACGGACAGGGAGAGGCAGACGGACAGAGAGGACAGGGACAGAUUCGCUUUUGGGGAGAGAGAGAGGGCAAGAGACAGAGAGAGAACCGGCCAAGGUCUGGGAGCGCCGGACUACACCCCUGUGCAAGAUCAGAGCAACCCCGGUCUGGGUGGGAGGGCGGAGAGAGUGGACACUGGAGGCAAACACAGAAGACAGGCAGCCGUAAGCAUGAUGGUUCCAACAGAAAAACACAACAACAAGAACAAGAGGAAACACAAGUCGGACCACGGAGAAUCAUCAGUCAAGUGUAACAAGAAGCUGCGUGUGGACAAAGACUGUCUGCUCCUCCCACCCUGCAUCUCUCCUGUGUACAACCACAAAAACAGCUCUGCAGAUAGUUCUCUGAACAGGAAGCAGACUCGCCGGCGUGAAGACAAGCUCCUCCCGCCCCUGCUGUCCCCGCUUUCCGACGAGCCUCCUCGUAAACGGCCGUGUGACGGCGCCCCUGCCCUUGGCGAGGAGGUCGGUGCUGUCGGGGUGCCGCCCUGCUCCACGUCCACGCCCGUUUCCUCCUCGUCUUCCUCACACCGACAUCGGAGAGGUGAUGGGAAGACUUCAUCUCAUGGGAGAAACAGCAGCGAAGGGGAUUCUCAUGGCAGUAAACACUGUGGAGAUGGUUAUCAUUCCAACGGACAUGCAGACUCAGAGGUGUGGUCCGAGACGCUGAGUGACCCCGCCGAACCACACAGGCCCAGGCUGUCGUUCAGUGACACAGUCCACACUGCAGAGUACUACAUGCAGGAGGCGAAGAGGCUGAAGCACAAGGCCGACGCGUUGAUGGACAAGUUUGGGAAAGCGGUGAAUUACGCAGACGGCGCCCUCUCCUUCAUAGAGUGUGGAAACGCGAUGGAGCGAGAUCCGCUGGAGGCCAAAUCACCGUACACCAUGUACUCUGAGACCGUGGAGCUGAUCAGGUACGCCAUGAGGUUGAAGAACUUCAGCAGCCAUUCGGCCACCAUGUUUGAGAAGAGACUGGCCGUGUUGUGCAACCGCUGUCUGUCUCUGCUGUACCUGAGGAUGUUUCACCUGAAGAAAGACCACGCUGUCAAGUACUCACGCUCGCUCCUGGAGUACUUCAAG
This is a messenger RNA of Austrofundulus limnaeus, 2436 nucleotides long. Its product is annotated as AF4/FMR2 family member 2. Gene Ontology annotation, cellular component: nucleus; nuclear speck. Gene Ontology annotation, biological process: regulation of RNA splicing. Gene Ontology annotation, molecular function: G-quadruplex RNA binding. Lineage: Eukaryota; Metazoa; Chordata; Actinopteri; Cyprinodontiformes; Rivulidae. The record is from RefSeq and is a predicted model, not a curated record.